Messenger RNA from Dermacentor andersoni, 1859 nucleotides. RefSeq lists its product as uncharacterized. The record is from RefSeq and is a predicted model, not a curated record. NCBI's taxonomy places the organism in Eukaryota, Metazoa, Arthropoda, Arachnida, Ixodida, Ixodidae.
CGGCAUAGCAUCACUCGUGUGCUACGCGCCUCGCGUGUUGUACGGUGUGUCAGACUUCGAACUGCGCUGCAAGCUUUCGACCUUUGUGCUAACUGUUCAAUCAUGAGACCGUUGUCUAGAAAAAAGAAAGUGUUGCUUGUCAUGAAAAUGAUGACGUUGCUGCUAAUGCUGAAGAGGAGGCGACGUCGGUACCAGCGGCAACCGCGACGAUGGUGGGUUCGGCCCGUGUUUGCAGCACGCAAGCAAGAAGGACUUUACUACACAGCAAUGCGCCGUAUGCGUGAAGGCGACCACGCCUUCUUCUUCAAGUUUUACCGUAUGACGCCUCAGAUGUUUGAUACAUUGCUGACAUUUGUUGUAACAGACCUAACUUGUCAGAACUUCAUAAGAGAACCCUUGGAGCCAGCUGAACGGCUGGCAAUAGCAUUAAGUUACCUGGCAUCAGGCCAAGACAUCUGUAAUGUCGCACUUGCAUAUCGUGUUGGCAUUGAAACUGCACGAAUGUGCAUACACGUCACAUGUCGGUCCCUCUGGGCACGACUAAAGGAUCACUAUAUGAAGGUACCCAGCAGAGCUGAGUGGGAGAAGAUAGCCCAGGGCUUUUCGAUGCGAUGGCAGUUCCCGAACUGCCUAGGUGCUGUGGACGGCAAACAUGUUGCCAUUGUUAGCCCUCCUAACUCUGGCAGCGUCUACUUCAACUACAAGGGCACAUUCUCUGUGGUCCUAAUGGCUGUGGUCGACAGUGACUGCAAGUACACCCUCAUCGAUGUGGGAGCCGAGGGUCGCCUCAGUGAUGGUGGCACAUUCAAAAACUCUGAGUUUGGACGUGCCCUCACUCAAGGAGACUUGGAUAUACCAUCACUGAAUUGGCUUCCUGGCUCUGCAACAAAUGCACCAUAUGCCUUCGUAGGCGACGAGGCUUUUCAGCUGAGAGAGGAUUUUCUUCGUCCUUAUCCAGCCAGGCAGCUUGAUGAUGAAAGACGGGUCUUCAACUAUAGGCUAAGCCGAGCAAGGCGCUGUGCAGAGAACGCAUUUGGGAUAACGGCGGCCAGAUGGAGAAUUCUGCUACGUACCAUCCACUUGAAACCGAAGAAUGUGGACUUCGUUAUCAAGGCUGCUUGUAUUCUGCACAAUUUUCUCACUGUCCACAACCCACAGUCACACAAGUUCACCGAUACAGAGGACAGCUUUGGUAACCUCGUCGCAGGACAGUGGCGACAAGGUGUCCAACAAGCAUCGGGAAACAACUCGGAACCCCACUUCUUCCCGAUAAAGGCAACACAUUGCAGGAACUACCUUGGUAAUGCGGCAACCAGCAGGAACCUUUUCGCAGCAUACUUUUGUAGCAGUGCUGGGGAGGUUCCUUGGCAAUGGAAUCUCCCUGGGGUGUCCAAAGAAGCAGUUGUCAAGCGGCUACGGGAGCAGACACAUCUAACAAUUCAGUAAUGUCUUUGGCUAGCGGCUCCCUGGUGACUUGGGGCAGCCGCUCCUUGUGCCGUAGACGUCGAGGCUGGGGAUGAUGCUGAGGCUGGCGCUGGGGAUGAUGCUGAGGCUGGCGCUGGGGAUGACGUCGAGGCUGACGAGACCUGGGACGCUGAUACCAGGCCUGACAGAUCAGAAAAAUCUGAUUGUUCAUCCAAAUCCUGGUCUUCAAAUUGGGCAAUGCCCAUUAAAAGCCUUUCUGCACUACUGUGCUGCUGGUUCCCCCCUAGUGGCUCACUUGUGUCCAGCUGCUGGCUCGCCUCCUCUCUCGGGCUUGCAGGCACUACAUAAUUGCCUGAAGUGCUGCACAUAAGAAAAAGUGCAUGUUUUCUAUGUUGUGACGUUUUGUAACAUUGCAAUAAAACAAAGUGAAACCA